Molecule: messenger RNA, 2777 nt
Organism: Sycon ciliatum
Lineage: Eukaryota; Metazoa; Porifera; Calcarea; Leucosolenida; Sycettidae
Product: putative lipid scramblase CLPTM1
Exons: 12
Coding region: 122-2056 (644 amino acids)
Cellular component (GO): endomembrane system; membrane
Source: RefSeq, a predicted model, not a curated record
AUUUACCUGGCCUCCUUCAUAGUUUCCGCAGAGAUGAAGCUGCAGUAACUGUUGUUGUUUUAGUGGAUUUUCUUCAGAGGCAGUAACAAAUUUAUUGUUAGGUCUUUCAUAGGAGCGCGUGAUGGCUGAUAAUGCUCAAGUGGCAGCAGCUGGCCCUGGUGAUGCUGCACCAGCUGGCGGCGAGCAGCAACAACAGCAACAGCAACCUAGUAUUUUGCGUACAAUUCUCACUCAGCUGUUCAUAAUGUAUGCGAUUAACAGCUUUUUUCGGUCAGGGAAAACCUCCGGUCCUGCUGCAAGCGUAGGGCGCAAUUUAUUUCCUCCUAACCAGUCUAUGGAACUUGCUGUAUACCUGACAGAAAGUAGCAAUUUUACUGAAUUUAAUUGCACCAGCUGCUUGCUAUGGGAGGAAGCCGAGCUGGUGAUGGGAUCAUGGACGGAUGGUCCCAAUAAAGAUGGCAAAUUUUCAUUCUCAACGAAUAUUUCCAUAUCAGAGGCUGUUCAAAACAAUGGUUCAUUAUAUUUGCAUGCGUUUGUGACCAAGACGGGCCACUCACCUGACCCAAGUAGCACUACCUAUAAUCAACUGAGUACUGUCAACUCCUCAAGAUUGUUGACUAGAUAUAAGCCACAGCCGAUAAAGAAGACGGCAAACUUGUUGACUGGUGAAUCGGACCAGAACGUACCAGAAAUUAAGGAUGACACGCCUCGUAAGAUCAUCAGCUUCUGGCAUCCUAAUUUGACACUCAAUGUCCUGGCAGAUCAUACCAACUGGCAGCGAGAUGCUGUCCCACCUCCUAUGGACAAAUUCAUCGAAUUUGACAACAUGACAGGCGAUUACUUUCCUGUUCUGUAUAUGAAUGAUUACUGGAACAUGGCCAAGGAUCACUAUCCCAUCAAUGAAACUACUCCAGUUCUUCCCCUGAACCUGGAGUACAGUCCAUUGACUAUCUUCUACUGGCAAAUGUACCUCUCUCAGUCCAUGAAGCCGCAGUGGAUGCAGUGGAUGGGUGAGCAACAGGCUACUGAUGAAGAGCAGGACUCGUUCAAGGAGACGCUAGUUGAGACCAAUCCCUACCUGCUGGGAAUGACCAUAGUGGUCAGUCUACUGCACACGGUCUUUGAGUUCCUGGCGUUCAAGAAUGAUAUUCAGUUCUGGCGCAAUCGCAAGUCGCUGGAAGGUCUCUCAGUGCGCACCAUCUUCAUGAGUGUGGUGCAGAGUGUUAUUGUUCUGCUGUACGUCAUUGAUAACGACACCAACACCAUGGUCAUUAUCAGUGUGGCCGUGGGCCUGGUCAUUGAGAUGUGGAAACUACCCAAGGUUUUGAACAUUGGGAUUUCUCCAGAUCGGAAGCUGCUUGGUGUGCUGCCUUUGCCAACGUUUGCAUACAAAUCAACCUAUAUUGAGUCUCCAACUAAGAAAUACGAUGAGAUGGCCUUCAAGUACCUGUCCUGGCUGGCAUUCCCACUGCUAGUCGGUUAUGGAGUGUACUCGCUGCUCUACCAGGAGCACAAGGGAUGGUACUCGUUUGUACUCGGCAUGUGCUAUGGAUUCCUGCUGACAUUCGGUUUCAUCAUGAUGACACCGCAGCUCUUCAUCAACUACAAGUUGAAGUCAGUCGCUCAUCUUCCGUGGAGAAUGAUGACGUACAAGGCAUUAAACACAUUCAUCGACGACAUCUUUGCGUUUGUCAUCAAGAUGCCAAUGCUGUAUCGCAUCGGCUGCUUGAGAGAUGAUGUAAUCUUCUUCAUCUUCCUGUAUCAGCGUUAUAUCUACCGUGUGGAUCACACUCGUGUCAAUGAGUUUGGCGUGUCCGGCGAAGACCUUGGUGCACCAGGAGAGGGGGUCAGUGCUACUGCUGCUGUUGCUGAUGCUGCAGAGGUUGCUGAUGGCCAGGAGGCUGAGAGUGCUCCGGAAGCGUUGCCUGAAGAUGACGAGGCAGACAGAACAGAGGAAGACGGUGGGGAAAGUAGCAGUGAGCCUGCUGCAACAGCUGAAGAUGACAGCGUCGAUGAUGGCACUGAGCUGCGGAGAAGACAGGCCACGUCAACGUAGUCACUGUGUAUGUGUGUGUGUGUGGUGUUUGGUAAUACUGUUUGGUGAUGCCGGCGGUGUUACAUGUUCUUCCUGGGACGGAUGUGGAAAGAGGAGAUGCACCAGCCAAGCCGGUACACUGUCAGUCCGCUCCGCUGCGACAAUGUUUGUCUCCGGAGUUCAAUGCGCUGACAGCUGCUACCCCGGGGUGGUCCUGCUUACAUCCUGCUGCCUCAGCUUGUCCUUGCGGCUUACUGGCCUAUCAAGGCUUAUGCACUGUGCUUCCGUGUGAUUUUAGUGCAGCCUGCCUUUGAUACACAUUUCUUCAGCACGUCAUAACCAUGACACAUGACCAUGAAAUUUAAAUAUAAGUUAUGCAAUUCCAUUUCUUCUACUCCGAGGAGACACGGACUUGCUUGUGUAAGUGUUUCAAAAGCGUUCCAUCAUCAUGUCAUUAUUUACACAGCAGAGCUGACCAGCUUUCCAUCUCUCUUUUUUUAAACUCAUUGUGUAACGAAUCUUUGUGAAAAAUGCCGGAUUGGCUACUUCAAUUCCAAUCAAGCCAUGCAAGAUAGGAGCAUUGUGGUGACCUUGUCUUUGAUUGUUUGUUUUUUUGUUUUUUUGUAACGUCCAGUUGGUUGUUCAUUUUCCUGGUUUAUGUACUGUCGUAUGUUGUAACCCGAACUAACUUGUAUGGAUAUACCCUACACUGGCUACAGUACAAACUGAGCAGUGACCCUGG